Messenger RNA from Suillus subalutaceus, 751 nucleotides. RefSeq names its product RmlC-like cupin domain-containing protein. The coding region runs from base 194 to 751 and encodes 185 amino acids. The record is from RefSeq and is a predicted model, not a curated record. The transcript is spliced from 2 exons. NCBI's taxonomy places the organism in Eukaryota, Fungi, Basidiomycota, Agaricomycetes, Boletales, Suillaceae.
GCCCUAUUAACCUGUCUGACCACCUCGUUUGAUUGCCGAGACAAUGCAUGACUACAGGGUCACAUCUGUAAUAUUUUCUAAGAGACGCUCCGUGGAUCUGAACGUUAAGUUAACCUCAAACAUGAUGCGACUGGUUGGCAAGCAAGCUGCUCUUACAGGAGGCUUUAUCUUGUCACAGUAUUAGUAUACUGUUAUGAUGGCGUCGCUAAUAGCACCUCUUCGAGGUCUUCGAGUGUCUUCUCAUUUCAUUCCUAGCCUCAGUCUCAUCCCAAACACCUCCCUGCAAAAUUACCCUCUCAUUAUAUAUCACGAAUGUUUCCAACCGUCGAUAUCACCUGCUGUUAUUGAGGCCCAUCUAGGGUCCGUCGGCGUCGUCGAGCCCCAGUGGAGGUAUACUAUGUACAGCACGACGCACUUUCAUAGCACUACUCAUGAAGUACUAUGCAUCGCAUCUGGUCGUGCGAGGCUAUGUUUUGGUGGAGAGAACAAUCCUGGAAAGGUAGAAACGGAAGUUAAGAUUGGGGAUGUCAUUAUCAUUCCUGCAGGCGUGGGGCACAGGCUCUUGCAAGACUUGGACGGUGGAUUCGAGAUGGUCGGAAGUUAUCCCAAGGGAAUGGACUGGGACAUGUGUUAUGGCAGGGAGGAUGAGCAGGCAAAUAUUGAAGCUAUCAAAGACUUGGCAUGGUUUGACAAAGACCCUAUUUACGGUGACGAGGGACCCGCACUUCAGAUAGUAUAUGGUGGCGUGUAA